AUGACGGAUGACCUGCUCUUCACCUACACGGACCGCUUGCUUGCCCCUCACCUCGAGUCAAACCAGCGCCAGGCCAUCAUCAAAGAGGCGGGCGACCUGUGCAAGAAGACGCUGCGCUGCCCCCACUGCGGCGCACAAAACGCGACUGUCAAGAAGGUCCCGCCCAUGAAGAUUGUACACGAGCUCUAUGUCAAGAAGCACGAGGCAGAACGCGAUCGUCCCACCCAUGUUGAAUCUGCCGGUGUUGCUGCCUGUAGCUAUUUUUUGCAUGAGCUCCCUACACGGCUGCACGAUGAGCUGGCCGCCGCGGCUGAGGAGGUGGACGGUCUGCGUUCGCUGCUGCGCCAGGAUCGCGCACAGGAUGUCCUCAACCCCCUCCGCGUGCUCGAGCUCUUUCGCAACAUCCCCGACAGCGACUGCCUCAUAUUGGACCUUGGCGCGCGGCCGGAGUCGCUGCUGCUGACGAGCAUCAUCUGCCCGCCCGGAUGCAUUCGCCCGUCGGUUAUGCGCGAUGCAUCGGCCACGUCCUCCAGCGAAGACCCAAUCUCCCUUGCGCGCAAUCUGAGCAUCGGCGAUAAAGUCCUGCGCCAUCUUCUUGAGGGGGAUUACGUCCUCUUCAACCGCCAGCCAUCUCUCCAUCGCAUGAGCAUCAUGUGCCACAAGGCAAAGCCGCGACCGUGGCGCACGUUCCGCUUCAACGAGUGCGUGUGCAAGCCGUACAACGCCGAUUUCGACGGCGAUGAGAUGAAUCUUCACGUCCCGCAGACGGAGGAGGCGCGCGCCGAGGCCGCAGAGCUCAUGCUCACCACGAACAACCUGUGCACGCCGUGCAAUGGCAAGCCGCUGAUUGCUGCGACGCAGGAUUUCAUCACGGGCGCACACACGAGUAUGCAUAUUGAUGCAACCACACACGCGCGCGCGCACAUGUGUACGUGCAUGCGUUGGUCGGGCUUCUUCCUCCCUCCCCCACUCGGCCUGGAUUGCUCACACCACCAACCACGCAUCUGCAAGCAGGUGAUUUCGCUGCUUCUGAAGCCGAACAAGUUCGAUCCCACUGAGAUUUAUCUCCAGGCCAACAACCGCUCCUACGACAAGGACUACGCGAAACAGGAGGUGGGAUGUUUUGGUGGAAAGCCGACGCUUGGGGAGAAGACGCUGUGCCCCGAGGAUGGCUUUGUUCUCAUCCGCAAAUCGCAGCUGCUGUCCGGCUUCCUCGACAAGGGCAUCAUUGGGGAGAGCAAGUCCAGCAUCUUCUACGCGCUCCUCUGUCACUACGGCGCACCAAAGGCUGCAGAGGUCCGCAUGCGGCGUGCGUGCUUGUGUGUGUGUGCGUGUGCGUGUGCGUGUGCGUGUGUGUGCGCGCGUGUAUUUUGUGUGUAUGUGCGUGCACAUGCGUGUGGAUGCAUUGUGCGUCCAUGGUGCGCCGUUCCCUGUGGUGGAGUUUCGCGCCUGCAUCCACCGCUUUCUUCGUUCAUCUCACGUGUCGGUAUUCUGCGUUGUUGCGUGGGCGGCCUGCAGUGUAUGAAGCGACUGAGCAAACUCACCACGCGCUUCCUCAUGAACCGCGGCUUCUCCAUCGGCAUAGGUGAGAGCACACACAUGCAUGCAAGCAGGGAUCAGUGCACAAAGGCACAUGCACACACGCACAGACGCACGCAUACAUCCAUACACACCCACAUGACACAUGCAUGCCCGCACUCGCUCGCACCCAGUUGCAUCUCCUUGCAACGCUUUUGUUUGAUUGCUCAUGUCACUCUGUCCCUCUCCACUCGUGCACAUGUGUGUCACUUCUUCCUGAAGACGCUACGCGCGUUUCUGCACAAGAAAGCGGACAACAUCGCCGCUGUUCGGCAGCGACUGGAUCUGGAGCCCUGCACAGACGGACCCGAGACAAUGAAGGACCCCAAUGCACAGCGGCUGUGUGACAGCAUUGACGGACUGACGGCGACGCAGCUUGAGGCGUUUGUUGACGCGGCGCUGCACAAGUUCCUCGGAUGUGUGAUGGAACCUGGCACCGCUGUUGGCGCCAUUGCUGCGCAGAGUAUUGGCGAGCCGGGAACACAGAUGACACUGCGGACGUUCCAUUUCGCUGGUGUCGCUGCCAUGAACGUGACGCUCGGUGUUCCGCGCAUCAAGGAGAUUAUCAACGCGGCGAAGAAGAUCAGCACGCCCGUGAUUGAGGCGCCGCUGGAGGAGGCCGACAACGCCGCAUAUGCGCGACGCGUCAAGGGCAGGAUCGAGACAAUCACCCUCGAGGAGGUUGCGGAGUAUGUGCGCAUAUUCUGCAGCGACAACGAGUCGUACGUUGCGGUGAAGCUUGAUCUUCAGCGCAUCGCCAACCUGUUCCUGGAGAUUGACGUGCAGGGCGUUGUGUUCCGCAUCGUGUCUGACCGCAAGCUCAAGGUCAAGCCAAACGACGUCGAUAUCAAGAGUGCCAGCCUCUUCCACGUGUACCCGCGCCCAGACACGCGCAAACCGUCCAACCCCGUGCAUCUGUUGCAAGCGCUGCAGCAGAAGCUCGGUACCGUCGUCGUGCAGGGGCUUGAAAACGUCAACCGCGCGAUUGUGAACGACGAGGGCGGUGUGCACAAACUAUUUAUCGACGGAACCAACAUGCGCGGCGUCAUGUCAACGCUGGGUGUGCUUGGGGAGAAGGUCAAGUGCAACCACGUGAUGGAGGUGGAGAAGACGCUUGGUAUUGAGGCGGCACGACAGGUGAUCAUGGACCAGGUGCAGUAUGUCAUGUCAAACUACGGCAUCAGCAUCGAUCCACGCCACACCAUGCUCAUGGGCGACCUCAUGACCUUCAAGGGUGAAGUGCUUGGCAUCACACGAUUUGGGAUUGCAAAGAUGAAGGACAGCGUGUUUAUGCUCGCGUCCUUUGAGAAGACCAUCGACCACUUGUUCGACGCUGCCAUGCGUGGCACAACGGACCCGAUUGAGGGUGUGAGUGAAUGUAUCAUUGUUGGAAAGCCGAUGAAGGUUGGAACAGGCGCCUUCUCCCUUCUGCAGAGCCCGCCACCAAACCAGCAGCCGCCAAAACGCCGCAAGCUGCUGUUUGACGUGGACGAAUACCAUCCCCACGUUAGGUCGCCCUUGUUGUGACCUCACGUCAGCAGUCUUCAGGCUUUGCGCGAUUGCUUGUGAAUGUUCAAACUUCAGACAAUACACGAUGCCAGUUCAAGGCAAGAA
Messenger RNA from Salpingoeca rosetta, 3192 nucleotides. RefSeq lists its product as uncharacterized. The record is from RefSeq and is a predicted model, not a curated record. The transcript has 19 exons. Gene Ontology annotation, biological process: DNA-templated transcription. The coding region runs from base 1 to 3105 and encodes 1034 amino acids. Gene Ontology annotation, molecular function: DNA binding; DNA-directed RNA polymerase activity. NCBI's taxonomy places the organism in Eukaryota, Choanoflagellata, Craspedida, Salpingoecidae.